CUUAAAUCAAAAACAAAUAAUUCUACAAGCAUCCGAGUGUGAAAUCAACAACUGUUAGACUAUGACAGUUAUGGAUUUGUUCAACUUUGAGAUUUGCUGUAUUUUAUGGUUCGUUCCAGUAUCGAACGUUCAAUCGCGUUGUGAUGGACGUACAGAACCUAUUAUUGAAGUAUGUACUGACCAGGAUGUUACAAAUACAAGUGCAAUAGUUAUAGAUACAAACAGAGUUCCGAUAUUCAAGGAGACAUCAUGCGAAUGUGUGAUUACAUCCUUCAGUCUGCCUCUCCAUUUUGUUUUCAAUGCAUUCCAUUUCACCGAAACAGACAAUUCACGAUUUGAAAUUAAGGAUAUUGCAAUAAAAAGACAUCAAGCAUAUGCUGUUGUAAAUUUAACAGAAGCUACAAAACUUCAUUUUUCUACAAAUGGUUUCUAUAGAUCCAAUAGAGUUUGCGUGUUGGUUUAUCCAGAAGAUGGAACUGGAUUCAACAUUUCUUGUUCGAAAGCCACAAAUGAGACAAAAAUUCCAGUAACGGUUACCCAAGGAAGUGAAAUAACAGAGAUAACAUUAGAGCCAAAUCAUGAUAAUGGGUUGCCUUCAGCAGACAAUAAUUGUGGAGAAAACAAUGUUACAACCAUUAUAAUACCAAGUGUGAUUUGUGCCAUGCUGCUUGUGAUUAUAGUAUGUUUCCUCGUUUACAUUAGAAGAUUAAGAAGUCAAAUUGAAAGCCAGCAUCAAUUGGACAAACCUCCCCAUACAGUGCAUAUAUCAGUAAUAGAGACACUACCAGAUCCAGAUCAAGUCCCAAGUCAAGAAGAAAAAGUUGCUAGCGCAUCUUUCAACACAUAUGAACGAUUAAACAUGUAUGAUAAUGAAAAUUGUAGUGCUGAGAUGUAUCAACAACUUGAUGUUGUUAAUGGUUAAAGGCAUUGAAAUGCCAUUGUUUUGGCAGCAGAAAUGGCCAUAAUUGGGACAGUAUCAAAAAAAGAUUAGCUAUGAUUUUUGGCUAUUUUGUUUAUCUUCCUUAAAAGUAUAUUAUAUAAACUUGUCUAUGACGGUAUUGUUCCUUUCACUUUCUAAACCAUUGCGUUACAGAUAUUGAAAAGUAUAUACAUGUAGUUCCUUAUAAUUGGGUUAUUUUUAUUCCUAAGAACUUAUCUUUAUUGGAAAUAAAACUUCUGUCAUUGAACGCUUUGUUAAUCAUGAAAAAAUGAUUUCAGCAAAAAUUUGUAUUAUUUUAGUCCAUAAGAUAUUAAGGAUACUCGUACAAGAAGUAUCCACGUGUCUUAUUAUUCUGUUUAAUAAAGCUUUACAAGUGAAGCUUUGUUUAGUUUAGAUUCCAACUCGUAAGCUUAAAUAAAGAAUUUUGUGUUCAUUAGUAAAACGCAAGAAGAAAACAAUAAGGAUAAUGUCUAGACUUCUUUAAUGAAAAUGUUACGCUUCAUGAAAAUGUAUAAAUGGGUUAUCCGUGUGUACAUUGUUUAGGAAAUAAGUAUCAAUUUUGAACGCAUUGUUGCAGAAUAAUGCACGGUUUUAGUUCAAAUAUGAAAGAAUAUAAUCACAAAGGCCGAUAGGCCUCAGUGCUUAAUUACAAACCAUUUCAAUGAUAAACCGUGUAUUUGUAUACCAUUAUGCAAUAAAGAUAAAUAAAUAUUUCUAUUCUAUCAUGCUAAUAUA
Messenger RNA from Ruditapes philippinarum (Manila clam), 1675 nucleotides. RefSeq lists its product as uncharacterized. The transcript is spliced from 6 exons. The coding region runs from base 62 to 922 and encodes 286 amino acids. The record is from RefSeq and is a predicted model, not a curated record. NCBI's taxonomy places the organism in Eukaryota, Metazoa, Mollusca, Bivalvia, Venerida, Veneridae.